This is a messenger RNA of Clarias gariepinus (North African catfish), 1843 nucleotides long. It is a transcript of the gene rgp1, whose product is annotated as GP1 homolog, RAB6A GEF complex partner 1. The coding region runs from base 311 to 1471 and encodes 386 amino acids. The transcript has 9 exons. The record is from RefSeq and is a predicted model, not a curated record. NCBI's taxonomy places the organism in Eukaryota, Metazoa, Chordata, Actinopteri, Siluriformes, Clariidae. Gene Ontology annotation, cellular component: Ric1-Rgp1 guanyl-nucleotide exchange factor complex; Golgi membrane. Gene Ontology annotation, biological process: retrograde transport, endosome to Golgi.
CACGAAGACCUCCAUGAUGGCCGAACAAAAUACAUUCCGGAGUUUGCGUGGUUUCAUUUUAACAUUGUUUAUAAGUCUGGUUUAAUAUUUAAAGUAUGAAAGUAGAUUAAUACGCCAUAUAAAAUAAUUUACUCAUUAGACGUGUUUUAUAAAAGCGUCUUUACGCGUAAUAAUUCGUCUGAAGCGGUGUAAACCCAGGGAAACUUUAUACCUGUCCAUCUUAAUUUAGUCCAUAGUUUGUUGUGUUGAGCGUCUCUGUCGGCUGCUGUUUAUUUGCGUCAUUAUAUCGUCGUUUUUUGCUUUUAUUAAGAUGAUUGAGGUGGUGGCCUCCAUGGCUCGGGGUCCUGUGUUCCUGGCCGGAGAGGUGCUGGAGUGCCUCAUCACCUUCACUAAUCCUAUGUCCCAUCUCUCUACCAGUGCAAGCAGUGAGAUGCUUGCAUGGGCCAGUGCUCAAAUCCACUGUCAGUUCCAUGCCAGCGAGAGCCGUGUGGCUUUGCCGACUCAGGGCACCAAGCAAGAUGUGCAGGCAGAGAAUGACACUGUGCUCAUCCCCAGCAGAGGAGAGCGAGGCCAGUGCAUGCUCGACACUCCACCCAAGAUCCUGUUCUGUGACCUGCGGCUAGACCCUGGAGAGAGCAAGACCUACACUUACAGCGAGCUCGUCCCCACGGACGGCCCUCCUAGUUUCCGUGGUCAGGCAGUGAAGUAUGUAUACAAGCUGACGAUUGGCUGUCAGAGGGUCAACUCUCCAAUCAAGCUGCUGCGUGUCCCAUUCAGAGUGCUUGUACUGCAUGGCAUGCCCGAGCCCCCUUUCCUACAGGAUGAGGAAGUGUCACCAACAAACCCCUUCCUAGAAGAGGAGGAGGGAGGAAGAAGAGACACAAGGCCCCUGGAGCGAGCACUAGACAUGCUAAUGAUCACUACCUCACGCCGCUGUCCACAUCUGUUUAAUAUCACUAACAUGCGAGGGAAGGUGGCCAAAUUCUGUAUCUUUAAGACUGUGUACAGACUAGGAGAGGACAUCAUUGGCACGUUUACUUUUUCCGAGGGAGAUAUUCCAUGUUUACAGUACUCAGUGAGUCUGCAGAGCGAGGAGCAGGUCCAUGAGCAGUACCAGAGGCGACCGGGUCAGGCAGUCAGUGUCACAAGUCAUGGCCGGCACCUGGAGUCCUGCCUCCACACAGCCUCCAGCCACUUCUCUCUGCCUGUUCCUCUCAUUGUUACACCUGGAUUCAGCACUGAUAUCGUAUCCCUAAGAUGGCGUCUACACUUUGAAUUUGUCACAGCAAGAGAGCCAGUGGAGCUGCCUACUGUCCUUCAGAAUCAAUCAGAAGUCACCGUAUGGACCGGGGCAGAGCAGGUGGACGUGGACACCUUUAGCUGGGACUUGCCAAUCAAAGUGCUUCCCACCAAUCCGGCACUGGCUUCAUAUGUUUCACAGUUCACUGGAACAAAUAGUAUCAGUAUCUGAUAUGUGUGUGCUGUGUUCGUGUGUUGAAAUUUCAAGAUCAAAAAACAGCAUCAUCAUCAUGAUUUUGGUCUUUUAUGUUUUUUUUUUUUUGUUUUGUUUGUUUUUAAUCUUGUGUAUGUAUGUGGACCUGAUUUUAACAUUUCAGACAUUAAUAUAGGACCUUAUUCAUAUUUAUUAUAUUCCUGGUGAGUUAAUGUAUCUGAUUUUACAUGAACUCUCCACUACGGAGUUGCUCUAUUUUUAUAUAUAUAUAUGCAUACACAAACGCUUUCCUGUUCAGUGUGUAAUAUCUCUGCUUGUAACAAGCUGACUGAUUACAUAUUAGUUAUUAACAGUGUUUUGAACUCUUGGCAAAUAAAGAGUGAAACCAUA